Electrophorus electricus (electric eel) is the source of this 2979-nucleotide messenger RNA. RefSeq names its product WD repeat domain 43 (gene wdr43). Gene Ontology annotation, cellular component: nucleolus. Gene Ontology annotation, biological process: maturation of SSU-rRNA from tricistronic rRNA transcript (SSU-rRNA, 5.8S rRNA, LSU-rRNA). The record is from RefSeq and is a predicted model, not a curated record. NCBI's taxonomy places the organism in Eukaryota, Metazoa, Chordata, Actinopteri, Gymnotiformes, Gymnotidae. Gene Ontology annotation, molecular function: protein binding.
CCCGCGUGCGCAGUCGUACGCAGCGCUCCGAUAAUGGCGGCGGACGGAGGCAGCUUUCCCGCGGCGCUCCCGUGCGCUUUCUCGCCCAGGGCGCGCCAGUACCUGGCCUUGUGCGCGCAGGACGGCCGCCUUCGCAUCUGGAGCACGGACUCGCGAGCCCUUCACCAGGAGUACGUGCCGUCUGCGCACCUGAGCGCGACCUGUACGUGUGUCGCGUGGGGACCAUGCCGAGCGACCAAGGAGGGCCCGCAGAGGAAGAAGAGGAAGUUCGACACCGGGCAUGUCGCGGAGCAGACGGACCUGCUGGCAUUGGGCACAGCAUCUGGCACUGUGCUGAUCUACAGCAUGGUGAAGGGGGACCUCCACUGCACCCUGGAUGGAGGACACAAUGAUGGGGUGAACUGUGUUCAGUGGCACCCCGAGGACUCGCUCUUCUACAGCGGCUCGGACGACACGCACAUCGUCGAGUGGGACCUGCAGACAGGCCGGACACGCUGUAAGUGGAAGGCGGACAGGGCAGCAGUGACCAGCUUGUGCGUGAGUCCGGAUGGAAAACUCCUCCUCUCCGCGGGAAGGUCCAUCAAAAUGUGGGACCUGGCAACCAAGGAGGUGUACAGGAAGUUCACAGGUCACUGCACCACAGUAACGAACCUGUGCUUCGCCACGACCCGACCGCCCGACAGUGACGCGCUCUACUUCCUGUCCGGAGCGUCACAUGACCGGCUCCUCAGUGUGUGGCAGGUGCGAUCUGACGGCAGAGACAAAGACUCCGUGGUGUCCUUCACCCUGACGGACGAACCGCGACACGUCGACCUGCAGACGUCCAACAGCAAGGAUGAGGCUGUGCGGUUAGCAGUGGUGUGUAAGGAUGGGCAACUCCACAUCUUUGAACACUUUCUCAACGGGCCGUGUAAGAAGCCCUUGUCUCCAGUGUGUUCUCUGCAGGUGUCCACCCUGAGGUCAGGGGACACUCCGCUGCCUGUGCCUCUCCUCACUGCCUCUCUGUGUGCGGACAGACAGCGCCUCCUGCUGGCCUAUGGCAGCCACCUGCAGCCGGUCCUGGAGACCACGCCCAUAAACAUGUCCGAAAGACAUGUGUGCCUGAUAAGAGAUCUGAACACUGCGCACUCGCUCUCUGUUGAUACUGCAGUUUCCAAGGUAAAGACUCCCAUUGUAAACGAUCAGAAGAGCAAAGUUCUAAUGCCGGGACUUCCUGGACAUCAGGCGCCAAUCAGAGCAGCUCCCAGCCAGUCAGAGAAGAGAAAGAAGGGAGCCGGCACAAAGGAGAUGUCCAUAGAAGAGCGGUUGGAGCAGAUCGAGUUGGGUGCGUCAGGCACUGGGGGUGGAGGUGAGAGGGUCUCCACCUCCCUGCAGACGGACGGUUACGCAGUGCUCCUGGUCCAGGCGCUAGAGAGCAGAGACGCCAAGAUGAUGAACAAAAUCCUCCAAACGAAGAAGGAAUACGUGAUAAGGAACACGAUCGCCAGGAUACCCCCGGCAGUCCUGCCUCUGGUGGAGGAGCUGUCUGGAAGGUUACAAGGACAUCCGUUUGCGGCGAUACUUAUUGUCCCUUGGUUGAAGGCAGUGCUAACACAACACACUUCCUACUUGUCCUCGCUCCCAGACCUGGUGGCUCAGUUAGGGACGCUGUACCACGCGAUCGAGAGCCGCGUGAAGGUUUACCAGCAACUGACGAGACUCCACGGCAAACUCUACCUGCUCAUGACUCAGGUGGCGACGAGCAAACGAUCCCAAAGAGUGGAAGACCUGGAUCACACAGCCAGGCUGGUGUAUGAGGAAGAUUCCUCAGAUGAGGAUGAAGGUUCAGGGGAUGACGGACUCCCUGAAGAAGAUUCAGAUAGCUGGGAGGAGGAGGAGGAUGAGGAAGGAAUGGAUGUGACGGAGGAGAGAAAACCCCGUGAGGAUGAGGAGAGCUAUGAUGAAGACACGAGAGAGGAGCCCAAAGCAAACGGCGACUCCGACUUCGACCCCGAAAACGAGAGCGAAGAGGAGUGAGAACAGAACUGAACAAAAAAGCAAAACAAUGCCAAGAGGCUCCUGGAUUUUUCUGUACUUUUAAUUUUAUUUUUCUUCUUUUUUGUUUUGUCCAAAAAAAAAAAAAAAAAAAAAAUGUACAAAAGGUUGUUUUAGAGUUCCAAUGACCGCUGUGACCUGGGCUGAGGGCGGCCUUUACGGCACAGCCACUAGGGCGGCGACACGACUUACCUGAGAACUGUACAGCAGACUCGAGUGUCUGAACUCCGUUCUGCUCGUCGUUCCUGUGCCUCAGACUGCCUCUGUCUUUUCUGACUUCUGUUAGUUACAGCGGCAGUGUUGGUUGUGUAUUCUUAUAUGUAAACCUGUUCAGUACAGCGAAAGUCACAAUUUUAGGGUACCCCAAAAAAUAUUAACUCAAUUAGUAUGUAUUUUUGUUUUUGGGUUUGUUUUUGUUUGUUCUCUUCAUUUGCGAAGCCUGACGUAACUUUAGAAGUCAGAAUUUACGUCAGAAGCACUUUUUGUUUUUGUAAGUCGAGCUCGUCGUCUGAUUCAGCUCCUGACUUAACCCACACAGGAGUCCGCGGUGUCUCGGCUGUCUCACGGAGCGGCUGCCUUAGUGAGAAACCUCGUGAGAAGUGCAAGUGACGCGUGCCUCUCCACUAUCGUUUGUGCGCGCACACCGGCAACGGCCACGCUGGCCCCGCGUGCAGCGCGGUUUGGCUCCGGUAACGCCGCGCGCGGCCUGUGCAGAUGUUCCUGAACCAACUUUCGUGUUUAUUUUAUUCCUGUUUCCUCUUUUCUACGUGUCUGCAGUGUUAGGCGGGGUCUUGGCUGUCCUCUUUUUAAUAACAGCUCAACUGGUGAAAAAGCCGAGCGAAAUGCUGCUUGCGGGUAGUUUGUCAACAUAACCUUUUUCAUGCAAACAAUAUAUCGACGACUGUUGUACAGUUUAAAUGAAAUAAAUUCCUUUUUGUUCUCUGA